Tinamus guttatus (white-throated tinamou) is the source of this 477-nucleotide messenger RNA. Lineage: Eukaryota; Metazoa; Chordata; Aves; Tinamiformes; Tinamidae. The record is from RefSeq and is a predicted model, not a curated record.
AUGAUGUCAAUUGAAACUGUUUUCUUGGGAAUUCACAGGGUCAAUGAUUUGAAGACUGGUACACUGAUAGGAGUCGACAAAUACGGAAAUAAAUACUAUGAAGACAAAAGAAACUUCUUUGGUCGGCAUCGAUGGGUCGUAUAUACUCAUGAGAUGAAUGGCAAAAAUACAUUUUGGGAAGUGGAUGGAAGUAUGGUACCCCCUGAAUGGCAUCGCUGGCUUCAUUGUAUGACGGAAGACCCUCCAACUACUCAUCCACCAGUUGCUCGUAAAUUUAUUUGGGAGAACCAUAAAUUCAACCUGAGUGGCACUCCUGAACAGUACGUACCUUACUCCACUACUCGCAAGAAGAUACAUGAGUGGAUCCCACCUACAACGCCUAGCAAAUAACAGCAAAAAGAUACAACUUGCCUAAUGCUUGGCUUGCAGUGCAAAUUGUAUUUUCACUGGUUUUGAUCAAAAUAAAAGCCUCCUAUA